GCUGGAAGAUGUUCAGAACACCGACAUGUACCUCUACGUAAAUGGCCGCUUCAUCGAGCCGUCUCCGAUACACGAGUCCAUCGUGCGACUCUUCACGGCCGCAAAUCUCCAGGCACAAGAAGGCCCGAAAGACUGGUUCGAUGUCGCGGUGGGUGGGUCCCUCCUCCAGUCCCGGGCCCAAGGGUCUGGCUUGGGCGGCUCUGCCGUUGUUUCAGAGUGCUAUGGCGUGCACCGGACAAGGUGCUCCGAUGCGGCUAACAUCGUGCCGCUGCUCUCCCCGAGGAUAGCAGUUGCACGUGGGCCGGCUGCGCCGUGCCAGACGAUGUCACCUGAGGGCACGGCUCGCCCCAAAUUAAGGAACUAA
Molecule: messenger RNA, 364 nt
Organism: Symbiodinium sp. CCMP2592
Lineage: Eukaryota; Dinophyceae; Suessiales; Symbiodiniaceae
Source: the annotation of a GenBank genome assembly